Psammomys obesus (fat sand rat) is the source of this 5062-nucleotide messenger RNA. It is a transcript of the gene Lrfn2, whose product is annotated as leucine rich repeat and fibronectin type III domain containing 2. Gene Ontology annotation, molecular function: protein binding. The record is from RefSeq and is a predicted model, not a curated record. The coding region runs from base 130 to 2496 and encodes 788 amino acids. The transcript has 3 exons. NCBI's taxonomy places the organism in Eukaryota, Metazoa, Chordata, Mammalia, Rodentia, Muridae. Gene Ontology annotation, cellular component: postsynaptic density membrane; cell surface.
CCUGUCUCGGGCCAGGAAGGAUGCCUGGCCGAGCCAGAGAGCCCGGGCGCCCUGCGGAGCCGGCCUCGGAGCCUACCCGUCACGGGUAGAUGCCGCCUUGCCCAGGUGCCGAGGCUGAGUGACCAGACCAUGGAGACUCUGCUUGGUGGGCUGCUGGCUUUUGGCAUGGCGUUUGCUGUUGUCGAUGCCUGCCCCAAGUACUGUGUCUGCCAGAACCUGUCUGAGUCACUGGGGACCCUAUGUCCCUCCAAGGGGCUCCUCUUUGUGCCCCCUGACAUUGACCGGAGGACGGUGGAGCUGCGCCUGGGUGGCAACUUCAUCAUCCAUAUUGGCCGCCAGGACUUUGCCAACAUGACAGGGCUGGUGGAUCUAACCUUGUCUAGGAACACCAUCAGCCACAUCCAGCCCUUCUCCUUCCUGGACCUCGAGAGCCUCCGCUCCCUGCACCUUGACAGCAACCGGCUGCCGAGCCUUGGGGAGGACACACUGCGGGGCUUGGUCAACCUGCAGCACCUCAUUGUUAACAAUAACCAGCUGGGCGGCAUCGCCGAUGAUGCCUUUGAGGACUUCCUGCUGACCUUGGAAGAUCUGGACCUAUCCUACAACAACCUCCAUGGGCUACCCUGGGAUUCCGUACGGCGCAUGGUCAACCUCCACCAGCUGAGUCUGGACCACAACCUUCUGGAUCACAUCGCUGAGGGGACCUUCGCAGAUCUGCAGAAACUGGCCCGUUUGGACCUCACGUCCAAUCGGCUACAGAAGCUGCCCCCAGAUCCCAUCUUUGCCCGCUCCCAGGCCUCCUUGCUGACUGCCACUCCCUUUGCCCCGCCCCUGUCCUUUAGUUUUGGGGGAAACCCACUGCAUUGCAAUUGUGAGCUUCUCUGGCUGCGGAGGCUGGAGAGGGAGGAUGACCUGGAGACCUGUGGAUCCCCUGGAGGACUCAAGGGUCGCUAUUUUUGGCAUAUCCGUGAGGAGGAGUUUGUGUGUGAGCCACCCCUCAUCACACAGCACACCCAUAAGCUGCUGGUUCUGGAGGGUCAGGCAGCCACUCUCAAGUGCAAGGCCAUUGGGGACCCCAGCCCCUUGAUCCACUGGGUUGCCCCUGAUGACCGUCUGGUGGGAAACUCCUCCAGGACUGCUGUAUAUGAUAAUGGCACCCUGGACAUUCUUAUCACCACCUCUCAGGACAGUGGAGCCUUCACCUGCAUUGCAGCCAACGCUGCGGGAGAGGCCACGGCCACGGUAGAGGUCUCCAUUGUACAGCUCCCACACCUCAGUAACAGCACUAGCCGGAUGGCGCCCCCCAAGUCUCGCCUUUCGGACAUCACGGGUUCCAGCAAGACCAGCCGGGGAGGGGGAGGUAGUGGGGGUGGGGAGCCUCCCAAAAGCACCCCAGAGAGGGCUGUGCUUGUGUCCGAUGUGACCACCACGUCUGCCCUGGUCAAGUGGUCUGUCAGCAAAUCGGCACCCCGGGUGAAGAUGUACCAGCUACAGUACAACUGCUCCGACGACGAGGUACUGAUUUACAGGAUGAUCCCAGCCUCCAACAAGGCCUUCGUGGUCAACAACCUGGUGUCCGGGACGGGCUACGACUUGUGCGUGCUGGCCAUGUGGGACGACACAGCCACGACGCUCACGGCCACCAACAUUGUGGGCUGCGCCCAGUUCUUCACCAAGGCUGACUACCCACAAUGCCAGUCUAUGCACAGCCAGAUCCUGGGGGGCACGAUGAUUCUGGUCAUCGGGGGCAUCAUUGUGGCCACACUGUUGGUCUUCAUCGUUAUCCUCAUGGUCCGGUACAAGGUCUGCAACCAGGACACCCCAGGCAAAAUGGCAGCAGCCACUGUCAGCAAUGUGUACUCACAGACCAAUGGGGCCCAGCCUCCGCCUCUGGGUGGGAUGCCUGUUGGGCAGCUUCCUCAGGCACACCCCAAGGUCGUGGUGAGGAAUGAGUUGAUGGACUUCAGUACCAGCCUGGCCAGGGCCUGUGACUCUUCUUCCUCCAGCUCUCUGGGCAGCGGGGAAGCUGCAGGCCUGGGCCGGGGUCCCUGGAGGCUUCCACCCCCUGCUCCUCGUUCCAAGCCCAGCCUUGACCGCUUGAUGGGAGCCUUUGCCUCCUUGGACCUCAAGAGUCAAAGGAAAGAAGAGCUUCUAGACUCCAGGACUCCAGCAGGGAGAGGGGCAGGGACAUCAGCCAGGGGCCACCACUCAGACCGAGAGCCACUGCUGGGACCCCCGGCCACCCGUGCCAGGAGCCUUCUCCCUUUGCCCCUGGAGGGCAAGGCCAAACGAAGCCACUCUUUUGACAUGGGGGACUUUGCGGCUGCAGCUGCAGCUGCCCCUGGUGGCUACAGCCCCCCUAGGCGUGUCUCAAACAUCUGGACGAAGCGCAGCCUGUCUGUCAAUGGCAUGCUCUUGCCCUUUGAGGAGAGUGACCUGGUGGGAGCCCGGGGAACGUUUGGCAGCUCAGAGUGGGUAAUGGAAAGUACUGUGUAGCCAGGGUGGGAGCAGCCUCCCUCCCACCCUCAGAGUGGGAGGGGAAGGGCUCAGAGUCUCGCUGGCAAGUAUUUGUGGAGUUUCCAUGGUGAUGUUUACAUCCAGGGACAGUCUUGUCUCCCUGUCAACAGCCUCAUGUCCUUCCGCCCAGCUACACCCUUUUCCCCAGUGUCACCUUCCCAGGCCUGUCCCCCGACCCAGCGGGGUAUGCUCAGGGAAUGGGACUCGCUCAUGUGUCGGACUGAGCCCUGAGUGUUUGGAGAGGCGACAAACCGCCUUUCUAUUCACAAAUGUAGUGACAAGCAAGCGGCUUCGGAUUGCUUAUGGAUCCAGUGUUGUUUUGAUUUCUUAAUUUAUUUUUCCAUUUCCCAGACUCCUCUUCAUUCUUCUGGAUAACUGAGGGUGUCCUCUACUUGUAAAAGUGUGUUCCCAGCAGGCUGGAGGGGUGAGAUAAGAGAGGGGUGGGAGUAGGUAAUUAUUGUAGAUCAACGAAACUCUGGGUAUACUGUGGAACCACCUACCUAGAGCCCCACAAGCCCUGCCCAACCCCACAGCCUGCUCUGGGAUGUGUGAAUGACACAGUUUCCCAGACAUGACACCCAGUCCCGGCACAACAGACUAAGUUAGAAAGUUAACCCCAGGCUGCAGAUUGGAGCUGAGAAAGGAAUUCAUGAUGUAGAGUGGAAGGGUCUUAUAUGAGGCUGUUUCCUCUUUUCCUGGGGGUCUACAAGAGCUUCUGCUGGCCAUAACUCUUAGGAAUGUGGAUGAGGCAGGAGGAGGGCAUUUUAGACCCUGAGGCUGGUUUCUGGAGCCCUAAGAAUAGGCCACUAAAUGACAUGGGAGAGAGAGACCUUUUCUUUCUUUGGACCUCAGUUUCCCACCUGGCAAACUCUGAAAAGGUCCUAGAAGGUUUCCAAAGAUGAACUAGGUCCUCCCAGCUCUAGGUAUGUGAUACAUACUGGAGUGGAACCAGGAACAAGCCACGGGAGCAGUCCUCCCUUGCCAUGGCACAAUGGGAACGGUUAGAAGUCUGAAGCAGAAGCUGAACCUUCUUUUAAGAAUCUUCUUCCAGAGCUUGCGAGGUAUCUGUGGUCAACCCAUCCUUGAAUGAUCCUCCCUCUCCUCAGAGCAUGAAGUUUGCCUAAUGUGAUCAAGCCAGAGGAGAGGCCAAGGCUACCUACCUCCUGGGGGAGGCUUUCAUCCUCCAUGGCCCCGUUUUUCUCCCCCAACUAGGGUAGUUCUGUGUGCAAAGUUUGUACCUUGCAUGCUCCUUGCGAAGCCGGUUCAGGGUGUUCGUGGCAGGGUGGGGGAGGUGCCUUCCCAUAGUUCCCUGUGGAGUAUCUGUCCAUGGAGGUAAUGGAGCUGGAACGGGAACAGAAAGCAGUUUUGAAGUCAUGUUCACCUAGGCAUGAACCCCACCCCUACACCCACACAGCUGGAAAAAAGCUGCUUUGGACAAAGAGUGACUCCUCGACUUUGUCAUUCCUGGUCUUUGUCUCCUGCCUUCCAGCUCUCUCCUCACAGCCAGCACACUACCUCUCCCUCUUUUUUGUCUUCCUGACUCAGUCGUUCAGUCUAGCCUGUGCUCGCUUCUACACACCAUUCACACCACCUGCAAAGCGCACAGGCAGACACUCCGGGCUUCACCUGCCCACGAACACAUGCUAGAAGUGAUGCUAUCUCUGCAGAUGACCUGCAGCUCCAGCCAGGGAGCCCCAAAUUCCACACUGGCCUCCUUCUUUCCUCCCCUCCCCUCCCUUUCCCUUCCUUACCUUCCUGUCCUUGUUUCUUUUGCUUCUCUCAGUCUGCCCCCAAAUCAUUUUCCAGUUCUUAUAAAAACCAACUGAUCACCAGAUUAGUAUCUCCAGAAACCACACACUCAUUUUCCACGCUAGCCUAGGCACCAGGAACUGCCUCUUCUCCUGCCACACCAAUCCAUUGAAAGGAGAUUUCUAGGACCAGGGAGCUAGCUCUGUUGGUAGAGUUCCUGCCUAGCACACACAAGGCCCCGGGUUUGAUCCUCAACAUCUGCCUGGACUGGAUAUGGCUGUGCAUUCCUGUAAUCCCAACACUUGGAUGGUGGAUGCAGAAGGAUGCUUUUUAAUGAGUUUGAGGCCAGCCUGGGCUAUACAGGACUCUGCUUCAAAACAAAACAAAAUGCCCCACCACCCCCCCAAAGGAAACCUCUCUUCCUUCCUUACCUCCUCCAGUUUCUCUCUGUACAAUUCCCACCAUCCAAGUGAUCCAUAGAGGAAGUGGUCCCAAAGACAGAAGGGAAGGGAGGGACCAACCCACUGUCUUCUGGUCAGUGGCUCGGAGCCAUGAUGGCAUGAUGCGUACCUGCUCUUGUGACAUCAUGUUUCUGACCUGGAUGGGGAAGCAAUGCCCCAGGGUCAGAAUGUAAGUGUCCAUCUUCUCCUCAAAAAAAAAAAAAGUCGGAUAAAAUGCACACUCUUCAAAUACAACCAACCACACCAUGCUGCCUGGGAGGGGAGGAAAAAGAAUCUUCUCAUGUCUGUGGAUGUCUGCUGUUCAUUUCUCUGGAAACAACUCUUGGUUUUCUAAA